Carica papaya (papaya) is the source of this 1238-nucleotide messenger RNA. The record is from RefSeq and is a predicted model, not a curated record. NCBI's taxonomy places the organism in Eukaryota, Viridiplantae, Streptophyta, Magnoliopsida, Brassicales, Caricaceae.
CGACCGACGGGGGCUCCAACUCUCGAUGCUCAGGUGCUGAAGGAGGCUAAGCAAGACACUGGUCCUUUCUAUCCGAUGGCCGCGCGGCUGGCCAGAGACGAGGAUGGGCAUGAGAUUAAUUGUGACGCUCAGGGAGUGCUUUUCGUGGAGGCUGAAACGAACUCCGUUAUCGACGAUUUUGGUGACUUCGCUCCGACUUUGGAGCUCCGGCAGCUUAUUCCCGCCGUCGAUUACUCUGGCGGAAUCGAUUCCUUUCCUCUCUUGGUUUUGCAGGUCACAUAUUUCAAAUGCGGCGGAGCAUCACUGGGUGUAGGCAUGCAACACCAUGUAGCAGAUGGGUUUUCAGGUCUCCAUUUUGUGAACACAUGGUCCGACAUGGCUCGUGGUCUUGACCUCACUAUCCCACCCUUCAUUGACCGGACUCUCCUCCGAGCUAGAGACCCUCCUCAACCCACAUUUCAGCACGUCGAAUACCAACCUCCUCCCGCCAUGAACACCCCUCUCGACUCACCUUCUGACACCACAACUGUUUCCAUUUUCAAGUUAACCCGCGACCAGCUCAAUACUCUCAAAGCCAAAACCAAGGAAGACGGCAACACCAUAAACUACAGCUCGUACGAGAUGUUAUCAGGCCAUGUGUGGAGAUCUGUAUGCAAGGCAAGAGGACUCGCAGCCGAUCAACAUACCAAACUGUAUAUUGCUACUGAUGGUCGAGCUAGAUUGCGUCCCCCACUUCCACCAGGUUACUUCGGCAAUGUCAUCUUCACCACCACGCCAAUUGCUGCAGCGGGUGAUCUUGAAUCAAAGCCAACAUGGUAUAGUGCAGGCGUGAUACAUGAUGCACUGGUACGUAUGGAUAAUGAUUAUUUAAGGUCAGCCCUGGAUUACUUGGAGAUUCAACCAGAUAUUUCAGCUCUGGUUCGUGGAGCCCACACUUUUAAGUGUCCAAAUCUUGGGAUUACUAGCUGGGUUAGACUGCCUAUCCAUGAUGCAGAUUUUGGGUGGGGGAGACCCAUAUUUAUGGGGCCAGGUGGUAUUCCAUAUGAAGGUUUAUCCUUUGUGUUGCCAAGCCCAACUAAUGAUGGUAGCUUGUCUGUGGCCAUUGCUCUUCAGACCCAGCAUAUGAAGCAGUUUGAGAAGUACUUGUAUGAGAUCUAAGCAAAUCAUCACCGUCUACAGAACCCAUUCAACCUAAAUGGGCCUGGUAAAGUUUCAAUAUAACUUAAAGUCCUUCAAUA